CUCAACAAUUAUUUAAACCAGUUCUAAAUACCUUACUAAUAAUUUAUAAUUUAUCCAUCCAUUGUUAUAAAAAAAUUCUUUCAUUUCUUUUUCUCAUUCUCUACUUUUUUUUUGGGUUUUCAAAAAGGAUUCUAAGUGAUUAGAGAAUUUUAAACAAUGGCUAAUAAUGCGGCGGCGUGUGCUGAGAGGGCCACUAGUGACAUGUUAAUCGGUCCAGACUGGGCGAUGAACAUCGAGCUAUGCGAUAUCAUCAACAUGGAUCCUGGGCAAGCUAAAGAUGCAUUGAAGGUAUUGAAGAAGCGCCUGGGAAGUAAAAAUCCUAAAAUACAACUUUUGGCUCUCUUUGCACUUGAGACUCUCAGCAAAAAUUGUGGUGAUAGUGUGUUUCAGCAGAUUGUCGAGCGUGAUAUCUUACAUGAAAUGGUUAAAAUAGUAAAAAAGAAGCCAGAUUUGAAUGUGAGGGAAAAGAUACUUAUUUUAAUUGACACGUGGCAAGAAGCUUUUGGGGGACCAAGAGGGAGGUAUCCCCAAUAUCAUGCUGCAUAUAAUGAACUCAGGUCUGCUGGAGUUGAAUUUCCGCCCCGGGCUGAGAAUAGUGUACCAUUUUUUACUCCACCACAAACCCAGCCAAUCAUUAACCCUACUUCAUAUGAUGAUGCUGCCAUACAAGCCUCUUUACAGUCAGAUGCUUCUGGCCUCAGCUUGGCAGAGAUUCGAAGUGCCCAGGGAAUAGCAGAUGUAUUAAUGGAAAUGCUAAGUGCCUUAGAUCCAAAGAAACCUGAGGGCGUGAAGCAAGAAGUAAUUAUUGACCUUGUUGAUCAGUGUCGAUCUUACCAAAAACGUGUUAUGCUUCUUGUAAAUGACACAGCGGAUGAGGAACUUUUAUGUCAGGGAUUGGCAUUGAAUGAUUGCUUGCAGCGUGUACUUCGUCGGCAUGAUGAUAUUGAGAAAGGAACUCCAUCUGCAGGAGCUACAGAGAAUCCAGUUGUGCCACUUGUUAAUGUCAACCAUGACGAUGAUGAGUCCGAAGAUGAUUUUGCUCAGUUGUCUCACAGGAAACCAGCCAGUACUAGAAGUGAACCAACACCAGUCAACCCACUUCUUCCUCCUCCACCGUCAUCAAAAAAGCCAGUCUUCACAGAUGCCGGCACAAUUGACUAUCUCAGUGGUGAUGUGUACAAAUCUAAAGCAUAUAAUGAGACACCUGAGCGUGCACCUUUUGCUGCUCCAAAUCAUACGUAUACAAAUUCCUCACCACCAUUGACCCCAACACGGUCUUUCUCACCCCCUUCCAAUGCCAGUAAUGCAAACUCAUCACCUCUUUAUUCUUCACGGCCUGUAUAUGAUGAACCAGCUUUCUCGAGCAAAUCUCCUGAGAGGCUACCCACUGCUCCUUGGGAUACUCAACCAGGUGGAAACCUUCCACCGCCUCCUUCCAAGUACAAUCAAAGACAACAUUUCUUCGAGCAUCAACAUAGUUUUCCUGCUCAAUCAAGCAGUGGGUCUGGUUCCUCUUAUGACAGCUUAGUGGGACAAACCCAGUCCCUGUCUCUGAAUUCAUCUACUCCUAAGAGAGAAGAAAAACCGGAAGAUGCUUUGUUCAAGGAUCUUGUUGAUUUUGCCAAAUCCAAGUCAUCCUCUAAGCCGAAAUCCAAUAGGUCAUUUUGAGUAUAGUUAGUAGCAGAGAGUACUUGUGAUACAGGUUUGGACUUGGGACUAUAUUGUUAGUUGAUCAGGCUUUGCAGCAGAUAAAUAAACAUGGGUGUAUGACUUUGGAUUCUGGUUUGACAUUUCUUUUAGCCUGUUAAUCUUUUUAGUCAACUUCUCAUCGGAUAUUGUUUUGGUUUAUACUCUCCGGUAUAUCAUUGUAUCAUAUUAUUCUAUUUGUUUCUC
Molecule: messenger RNA, 1893 nt
Organism: Mangifera indica (mango)
Lineage: Eukaryota; Viridiplantae; Streptophyta; Magnoliopsida; Sapindales; Anacardiaceae
Product: TOM1-like protein 4
Exons: 10
Coding region: 157-1668 (503 amino acids)
Biological process (GO): protein transport to vacuole involved in ubiquitin-dependent protein catabolic process via the multivesicular body sorting pathway
Molecular function (GO): phosphatidylinositol binding; ubiquitin binding
Source: RefSeq, a predicted model, not a curated record